AUGUACAGCUCUGAAAUCAAAGAUGGACAAGCCUUGGCAGAAGCAGCGACACCUCCACCAAGAAAAAGACAGCGUCGAGUAGUAUUGGAUGAUAGCGAUGUCCAACCAUCGCGCAAAGGAACAGCGUGCUCCAUCUGUCGUCGACUCAAAGUGAAAUGCGACUCCGCCGAGCGCGGCAUGGGCACCUGCUCUCGGUGUUUGCGUCUUCAGCUACAAUGUGUCAGUGAAAAGAAGGUGUGGAUUAGCGCUGAGGGCGAUGAGAAAAACCACCACCCAUCAGACGUGGUCCUAUUCAAGCUUGAACGCGCCCUUGAAGAUGUCCUUGAGAAGCUCAACAUGCCGGCCCUGGACUUAUAUGCCCAGCCUGUUAUUUCGGAGACUCUUCAAUCGCCUCAACCAACAAGGCAAAACUCGCAGGAGCCGAUAUCUAGCACUGGAAGGAGAGACGAGCGCGAUCUCUCCCCUGGAACAAUGGGCAGUCUAAUCGAGGCGACAAGGAUGAACGGACUAUGUAGCCAGCUGCGCAGUGUUAAGCAGAGGCGGAAGGGCGGAAUGAGACGCAUGGACUCCGAUCUGAUAGCAGAGAAACUACUGUCGUAUAAAGAAGCAGAGGAGAUGCUGGAACUGUGUGUCCCCCCUGACUUUUCGACUUGUUCAAACCAUUUGACAGAAUAUAGUUUCAAGACCCUUCUCUCUCCUCAUCUCUUCUCCGCCACCAUUUCACCAGAUGCAACUCUUGAAACCGUGCGAACGUCGUCUACCAUUCUGUUUACAGCUGUCAUGCUUGUCAGCGCCCUGCACAUUCCCGGCCGCGAGUCCACACACGAAAUCUGUCACAGCCGGUUCCUGGGUCUUAUAUCAUCUGCUAUUUUUGACCGUUUUCACACCCUCGACGAUAUUCGGGGGUUGUGCAUCGCUGCAUUUUGGGAACCAGACCUGAGUUGGAAAUUAAGUGGCAUAUCUAUCCGAAUGGCGACCGAGUUGAAUCUCCAUCAUGCAUUUUACGAGGUAUUCUACACACCGGAUAUAAGCGAAGAUGCACGACGGGAUAGCCUUGAGAAGGCCAGAUUGUGGUAUCUUUUAUUUGUUCUCGACCACCAAUCCAGCAUAGCUUAUGGUCGACCACCCGUCAUGGCUGAGCUACGGCCGAUUAAGGACUUUGCGGUUCUGCUAGAUUCACCAUGGUGCACUCCACCCGACCGAGUGUUGAUUGCACAGGUAACGUGUCUGGCCAAUAUGAGCAAGGCAUUUCAGACCUUCGGACUGGAGCCGAAACGAAUAAUGGGCGGCGACGAUGCUUCUGUAUUGAACCAUUCCCGCUUUACAGAGGAGGCAAGAGCGUGGCAGGAUCGCUGGAGACACCUACGAAAAAUGGACAUGCUGGGCGGAGGUGUGGACCUUCAUUACUAUUUCAGCGAACUGGUGCUUCAUUCCUUGGUCCUCCGGGGACGGCCGCUGGAUAACCUGCGUGACCUUCCUAAUAGUUUGCGACCUCUAACACUGAGAGCAAUCGAAGCUGCGCACUCGCUGCUUCGACAUUUCAUUGAGGAUCCUGGAUACCGCGAAGGCAUCGUGGGAAUGCCUUUGUACCUUCACUCGAUGAUUGCCUUCGCGGUUGUGUUUUUGAUGAAGAUGUCGCAUCGAUGGUAUUUUAUCGGGAUUACAAUCGACCCUGCCCAGAGAACACGACCACUCGUUGAGGGGAUUAUCAAGCUGCUUCGUGGAUGCAAGGCAGGUGCUAACCACAUGGUCUUCAGCAUGGCGAAUGGGUUCGAGAGAAUGUUGAAACAGGCAUCUUCGACUGCACGUAAAGCACAUGCGACGGAAAGUUCGAACUCAUAUCAACCAGGGUCUACAUGGAUAGAUUUACAGCCGGACUUGAUGAAUGGUCAUUCAUCUGGACCUAUGAACUAUUCUGUCGAGCAUUCAAUCAAUCCAAAAGCCCAUGAGGACCCAAACUAUGUGGAUUCUGUACAGCUGACGCCUGACGUUUCACCUUACAAUAACUGGGGCUUCCAGGAUGAGGAAAUGUGGAAUCUGGGCAUGGGUUAUGAUUUGCUUGCGCCCGGAGGCGGGGAUUGGCCAACGCCGAUUUUCCAUUCCAUAUAG
This is a messenger RNA of Penicillium lagena, 2109 nucleotides long. RefSeq names its product Zn(II)2Cys6 transcription factor. NCBI's taxonomy places the organism in Eukaryota, Fungi, Ascomycota, Eurotiomycetes, Eurotiales, Aspergillaceae. Gene Ontology annotation, molecular function: transcription cis-regulatory region binding; zinc ion binding; DNA-binding transcription factor activity, RNA polymerase II-specific. The record is from RefSeq and is a predicted model, not a curated record. Gene Ontology annotation, cellular component: nucleus. The coding region runs from base 1 to 2109 and encodes 702 amino acids. The transcript has a single exon. Gene Ontology annotation, biological process: regulation of DNA-templated transcription; DNA-templated transcription.